CGUCAUCCCCAAGCUGAUAUCAUACAGAAGCUAAAGAACUUUCGUAGCUUCCGAGCGAGUCAGGAUAUCGAGUGUCGAAGAAAAGAAGUUUCGCAGGGUCGCGGAAAUUUCUCAUCGACGUACAACGGAUUUGUUUUACAAGUACGACUGCCAAGCUCGUAAAGCAUUACGUUUCGCUCCGUUUCUAAUAAUUGUUCCGCCCUAUAUCGAGCUUAAUGGCGCUUGACAGCUUUCUUCGUGUGUUCGUCUGCAUCCCGACCACCGCUCGGCUGUCGUGACGAUGUUCAUGACGUAAUUAAGUUAUACCAUGGUGGUGUGUUAGUUGAAUUCUUGUUUGGCGAUUUAUUUGCCAUUUUGCUCCGUCAUUUCACGAUCGAAUAAGGAAAACGUGAAGUACUCGGCUCACUCUCGACGUACAAAAUGGACAGCAACAAGGAUGAGGCGGAACGUUGCAUGGAACUCGCGGAACGCCACAUGCGAGAGAAGAAAUACGAGGAGGCUGAAAAGUUCGCUCGUAAAGCUCAAAAACUUUACCCGAUGAAGAAGGCCGAAGACUUGUUAGCAGAAGUGUCGAUACUUUCAAAGCAAAACCAGAAGCCUGAGUCGGCUGAACCUACAGUUAGAAAGCGUCAAAACGUUACUAAGGAUGGAACACAUCCUCAGACUGGAAGUGAAUAUACAAAAGAACAGAUGGAUCACGUGAAAAGGAUAAAGAAAUGCAAGGAUUAUUACGAGAUCUUAGGAGUCACCAAAGAAGCUACUGACAGUGAUAUUAAAAAGGCGUAUAAAAAGUUAGCGCUUCAGUUACAUCCUGACAAGAAUAAAGCACCAGGUGCUGCUGAAGCCUUCAAGGCAAUCGGAAAUGCAGUUGCUAUUCUUACCGAUGCUGAGAAACGAAAACAAUAUGAUAUGUAUGGUCCUGAAGAAGAACGAAUGCAAAAUACACAAACUCGUCAAGGUCAUACGCAUUACAAUUAUACUCGAGGGUUCGAAGCUGAUAUCACGGCUGAGGAAUUGUUCAACAUGUUCUUUGGCGUCGGUUUCCCGCAACAAGAGUUUUAUAUGCGUCGGCCAGGUGGAAGAUGGAUGAGGCAACAGGAUGCACAGGCACAACAUGCUCAUUCCCAGCAAGCUAAUGGAUACACUACAUUUCUUCAGAUGUUACCGGUUCUGUUAUUAAUAUUGUUAACCAUGAUGAGUAGUUUUUUCAUAUCUGAUCCAGUUUAUAGUCUUCAUUCUAAUUCGAAAUAUUCCGUAUCCAGGAUGACGCAAGGUUUAAAAAUACCGUAUUAUGUUAAAGAAAACUUUCAUAGUGAAUAUCAAGGCAGCCUACGUAGAUUAGAAAUUUCAAUUGAAGAGGAAUUCAUGAAUAGUUUGAGACAAACUUGUGCCAGAGAGAAGAAUUAUAGGGAAAGUAUGAUGUGGAAGGCCCGUAAUUUUGGAGACCAAGAUCUAUUUUUUAAAGCUAAAAAUCUUGAAAUGCCUUCGUGUAAAAGACUACAGGAAAUGCAAGCCUGAUAGACAAACCGUGUAACUAAAUUAAUAAAUAGGAGUCUGUUGUAGAUAGAUGUAUAUUAUAUUUACACGUAUAUAAUUGUCUUCGGGUGUAACGAGAAUGUUUGGCGCAAGGUACAAUUACAUACAUCACAUACAACGUGUUUCUAUGUACACCCAAAGAAGAUUCAUAUAUUUAUCAAAGUCUACACGAUGUUCUCACCGAGAGAACAUGUAUGUACCAUGUGCGUUUGUUUCUAUUAUUUAUUCCAUACGUAAACUAUAAAUUGCAUGACGAAUGACUGAGUGCGAUGCAGAUUGGGUGAGACUUUUAAUUUUAAUUGUUCGACUACAGAACCAGGGAAGGUUUCUUUUGCUCAUGUGUCUCCUUUGAACGAAACAUGUUUAUACGUUGGUUUUUUAAAUCGUUUAGAAAUCAUUUGUAAAGCUAAUAGUGCAACGCGUGUAAUUUGCACUCAGCGUUGCACGUAAAAUCGUGGUACUGUCGAUUGUCAUUAUGGUACCAGUCAUUCCGAUAACUCAAUGAUUUGUAACAAGCGAAAUAAGAGUCUAAUAUUUGUAAGUACAACCACACAGACAACUAUAAUAUAGACUGUAAUUAUUGCGAGAAACUCUGAAUGCAAUAUUAUAUAAUCUCAGUAAUUCGUAUUUUA
Messenger RNA from Dinoponera quadriceps, 2168 nucleotides. RefSeq names its product dnaJ homolog subfamily B member 12. The record is from RefSeq and is a predicted model, not a curated record. The transcript is spliced from 8 exons. NCBI's taxonomy places the organism in Eukaryota, Metazoa, Arthropoda, Insecta, Hymenoptera, Formicidae. Gene Ontology annotation, biological process: cellular response to misfolded protein. The coding region runs from base 421 to 1518 and encodes 365 amino acids. Gene Ontology annotation, cellular component: endoplasmic reticulum membrane. Gene Ontology annotation, molecular function: Hsp70 protein binding.